Molecule: messenger RNA, 11113 nt
Organism: Fopius arisanus
Lineage: Eukaryota; Metazoa; Arthropoda; Insecta; Hymenoptera; Braconidae
Exons: 33
Coding region: 52-11094 (3680 amino acids)
Biological process (GO): peptide catabolic process; proteolysis
Cellular component (GO): cytoplasm
Molecular function (GO): peptide binding; zinc ion binding; metalloaminopeptidase activity
Source: RefSeq, a predicted model, not a curated record
UGCAAUUGUACCUCGCACGGUCCGAACACUUGGUCUAUUGCACUCGAGUUGAUGGUGCGCACGUCAGCUUGGAAACGGACGAAAGCAUAUAUUCGCAGGAUGCGGGGCAAUAAAGCGGGAGGAUGGAUUGCUCUUCUGCUGCUUUUAAUUCUCGAAAAAGUGAGUGCAGCGGAAUCAACCCCACAUGCCAGUGCUGAUUAUCUUCUUCCAAAAAUUUCCGCUCCAUCCGCAUACGAAAUUAAAAUCGAACCGCACAUUAUUCCGGAACAUUUCACUUUCGAUGGAGAAGAGAAUAUCGCACUUAGCGUCUUCAAAGAGUCCCCGAAUAUCACUCUCCAUGCGCAUUCGAAUCUCGUCAUCGACGAGGAUGCUACAGUUUUAACCUGGAAAAAUAACAAGUUCGCAAAACCGAAGGCUCAUAUUAGAAAAGAGGGCUGUGAUGUCUUGACACUGAAUUUCGAGCCAAAAAUUGCGCCAGGAAAUUAUACAUUGCAUUUCAAAUUCACCGGUAAGAUUACCAAUGGCACCGAUGGCGUCUUCAGGUCGUCCCACAGGAAUGAUAAAAAUGAAAGAGUGUGGCUCAUUGCGACUAGAUUCUCGCGAAUUUUCGCACGCCAGGCAUUUCCUUGCUGGGACGAACCGGCUUUUAAGGCAACAUUCAAUCUGUCUAUCAAGCAUUAUUCCAACUAUACAGCGGCAUCUAAUAUGCCUGUCCAAAGGAAAAUAGAGACUGGCGAUGGAAAAGUAUGGAGCAGCUUUCAGAUCACCCCGAAAAUGUCAACGUACGCGGUUGCAUUCGUUAUCUCUGAUCUCGGAUGUUUCUCUAAUGCAAAUCAGCUGUUGCAGACAUGCGCUACUCAGCAAGCCCAAUCGGGUUUGAAGUAUGUCCAGGAUGUCCAAGAAAAAGCCCUCGCUCUGUUCAAUCACUAUACGAACAUGUCGUAUGCUUUACCGAAACUCGACAAUUACGUUUUACCUGACCAACGGCGAAUUGCAGCCCCGGAAAAUUGGGGUCUCACCGUCGAUCGAGAAUCUCGAAUGAUCGUGAAGGACGAUUUAGUGUCCUGGGAGAAAGAAUAUGCGACGCUGGUGGUGAUUCAUCGAAUGGCUUAUCAGACAAUUGGAAACUUGGUCAGUCCAGCCUGGUGGACAGACGUUUGGCUGAAUGAAGGGCUCGUCCAGUACUUGGGGCUCUAUUUUAAAAAUCAAAUGCACCCAGAGUGGGAUUCGAUAAACAUAUUUGUUUCUGAUACAAGUCUAUCGAGAGAUAGAAAAGACUGGCUGUCGUGGGAAUCGGAGAAAUUCGUGAAUGAAAAAUUCAAACUGCCUUCUUCGGCUUAUAUCAAAAGUGCAGCUGUGAUGCACAUGCUGUCUAACACUGUUUCUAAGGAAGUUUUCCAAGACGGUGUUCGUAUUUACCUCAAGAAAUAUCAAUAUGGAGUUGCAACACCAGAUGACUUCUGGGGUGCCAUGCAGGAAGCGUACGAUAAAGCAGAAAAAAAUCCAAAAAUUAGUAUCCGAGAUAUAAUGAACUCAUGGACGAGUCAAACUGGUUAUCCUAUGGUGAAGGUUGUGAGGGACUAUGAAGCAGGAACAGUGACCAUUCAUCAUCCCAAUAAGACCCCGAGUCAGCCAUCCUCUCGAUGGUUCAUUCCUAUAAAUUACGCCAUCAAAUCCCAUCCGAAUUUCGAGUCCACUGCACCCACGCAUUGGUUGAAACCCGGAGAUGGUCAACUUGUUAUUGAUGGAUUGAACAAGGACGACUGGAUCAUUGUGAAUAUUCAGCAAACAGGUUACUAUGGGGUUGAUUAUGAUGACGCAAGCUGGGAGAAGAUCAUUCAAUAUCUGAAUAGCAAUGACUACGCGAAAAUCCAUGUUCUCAAUCGAGCACAAUUUAUGCUUGACCUGUACCACGAGAAGAAUUACAUGACACUUUUAAAUUUUACUUCAUACCUCUCUCGGGAAACUGAGUUGAUCCCAUGGAGGGCUGCACGAUUGGCGCUUUCUUAUUUUAAACAUCAUCUAUCGGAUGACGCUGAGCUCCAGCAAAAUUUGAAUAAAUACGUUGAAAUUCUGAUGAAAAAAGUAAUUGAUGAAGUUGGAUUGGAGGAUCGCUCGUCAGAUUCAUACCUGAUGAAGAAAAAAAGAUCCGAUGUGAUAAAUCUCGCCAGCAAAUUCAAUAAUACUAAAUGUCUGGAGGCACAAUCUAAGAAAGCAUUAGCUCAUUUGGAAGGAAGAGCUUAUCCGAACCUUAGCUAUUGGGAAAUUUGUUAUGGUGCAUCAGAUCCGAAAGUGGCAUCUUUAUUAGAAAAAAAAAUAGAGGACGGAAACACUGAAGCAUAUUUCAGUGCUCGAAGCUGUUCACGGAAUAUCACGUUCUUUGAUGAGUACAUUAAGAAAAUUGCAGCGAAUCAGACAAUCGCCAAAAAUAAUACACGACUAGCAAUCAUCGUUCUCGCUGAGAAAACCGUGGAGGGCUGGGAAUGGGGAAUUAAUUACUAUAGAGAGAAUUUCGAUCAGCUGCUAAAAACUUAUGGUCAAACCGAUAUGAAUUUCAUGCUGAACCAUUAUAUUCAGAAAACUGCAACCCCUGAACAAUUGGAAAAGAUAACGGAAUUUGUCGAUAAACAUCAAGAUCAGUUUGAAGCAUCGGUGAAAGAAGAACUUUCGAAGAAAUCCAAGCAAUUUGAAUGGAGUAAAACAGUGGCUCGACUGAUGAACGACUGGAUAAAGAAGCAAAUCGCUUCAAUGGAGGAGAAAGUGUAUAAUAAAUUGACCCGGGCCUUGGAAUUAUCAGUUGGAAUUAUUUUUUCAUAUAGAAUGGGCCCUCAUCGGAUUGACUGGUUUCUGAUGCAUUUCCCCGUAUUACUUAUUAUUCUUGGAAGCUGCACAGCAAUUCCGACAAGCAACGAGUUUGCGGCUGGCUACAGCCAUAAAAAAUCGGCGCAUAUUCAUCCGAGUGAUAAAAUCAGCAUCAGAGCUAUUAAAGAUGAUGAUAAACUUGAUUAUCGGCUGCCGACUUCCGUCAUACCUGAGAAAUACGAAGUUCUACUAUCGCCGGAUCUCAACGAGGAUCAAUUUACUCUAACAGGAUCUGUUAAAAUUCGAGCUCGUGUGGUUUCCGAAACGAACAGAAUCGUGCUGAAUGUUGGGAAAAUCCAUGUGACAGAAAUGACUGUUCUUAAAUCUGAUCUAAAACUCAAUAAAACGGACGUUGAACCUAUUCUCAAUACAAUUCACGAUGAGGAAACCGAGAAAUUUUCUCUUAUCUUGGUGAAAUCAAUUCCAAAGGAUUCGAUUGUUAGUAUCGCUAUUCAAUACAAUGGAACAUUGAUGGAUGAUAUGAUUGGAUUUUACAAAAGCUCGUAUUUUGAUAAGGACGGCAAUCUCAAAUGGAUGGCGGCUACUCAAUUCGAAACGACUCAUGCACGACACGCAUUUCCAUGUUUUGAUGAGCCAAAAUUCAAAGCCAGAUUUAAGAUCAGAAUUUCGCGAAAUCAAAGGCACAAAAGUUUGAGUAAUAUGCCACUGAAUGGCAGUAAACCCAUUAGAAAUUUAACUUGGGACACAUAUGAAACGAGUGUACCAAUGUCGACGUACUUGGUGGCAUUUAUCAUAUCCGAUUUGGCUUCAGCGUCAAAUGAACAAAAAAAUUUCACUGUGUGGGCUAGACCUGAGGUUAUCGACCAGGCAGACUAUGCUCUCAAAAUUGGACAGAGGUCCAUUGAAUAUUUCUCUAAUUUGUUCAAUGAAAGUUAUAAAUUAGAGAAAAUGGAUAUGGUUGCGGUGCCGGAUUUCUCAGCAGGUGCAAUGGAGAAUUGGGGUCUAAUCACAUUCAGGGAAUCGCGAAUGUUGUAUGAUCCCAUAGAGUCAUCAGAUAACGCUCAACAAAUUGUUGCAUCCGUAAUUGUACAUGAGUGCGCUCACAUGUGGUUUGGAAAUUUAGUAACUCCUGAGUGGUGGGACUUCUUGUGGCUCAGCGAGGCAUUUGCCAGAUAUUAUCAGUACUAUGCAACCGCAAAGAUGGAACCGGAUUGGAAAAUGGAACAGCAGUUUGUAGUGGAGCAGCUUCAAACGGUUUUUAUUACUGAUUCUCUGAAUUCUUCUGAGCCCAUGUCUCGACACGUUCAGAGUCAAGAGGAAAUAGAAACUAUGGGGGAUACUAUCACAUAUUCCAAGGGCGCAAGCAUUGUUCGAAUGAUGGAUCUGUCGUUUGGAUCGGCUGCAUUCAAUUCUGCACUACAGGAGUAUCUGAAAUCAAAUAAUUACAAAUCAGUAACCCCCGACGACCUCUGGGAUGCAAUUGACAGAAAUGUCGAUGCGAAAAGUAUAAAUUUGGAUGGAACAUUUAAAAAGGCCAUGGAGACAUGGACAAACCGAGCGGGUUAUCCUGUUGUUAAUGUCACAGUGGAUAAUGGAUCUUUAUUAUUGAAACAAGAACGAUUUUUCAUUCGGAGACCGAAAAUAGCCGUCACCGAUGUUCCCUGGUACAUUCCAUUGACAUGGACAACGCAUAGUGAAUGCAAUUUCCAAUCAACGAAACCCAAAUAUUGGUUCAAAACAGAAAACAAAACCAUUGAAGCAGCAAGUAAAGUAGAUGAAUGGGUGAUAGUCAAUAUACAACAGAGUGGAUUUUAUCGCGUAAAUUAUGAUGGAGCCACUUGGUACCGCAUUAUUGAUGCUUUAAAAAGCAAGGACUUUGAUGGAAUUCAUGAGAUUAAUCGAGCGGCUAUUGUUGAUGAUUUGUUGAAUCUGGCGAGGGCUGAGUAUUUGAAUUAUACGGUUGCACUGGAUGGACUUGAGUAUUUGAAGAAUGAAACAAAUUAUUUACCAUUCAAAUCUGCAAUCAGGGGCUUGGAUUAUCUUUAUAAACGUUUUGCCGGUCAAAAGCAAGAGAAUUUCCUGAAGAAUUUCACGUUGAGUUUGGUGUCCGAAAUUCAUGAGAAGCUGGGAUUUGAAGACAGAGCAAUGGAUGACCGAUUGACUAUUUUAUUGAGAGCGGAAUUGAAUGACUUAGCUUGCAAGUUUGAUGAUGAAAAGUGGAUAAAAAAAGCUCAAGAAUACUUUGUGUCGUGGAGACAGAAAAAUGCCACAACAAUCCCAAGAAACCAGAGACCUGGCGUUUAUUGUUCGGCAAUCAGGCAUGGAACAUUUGAAGAUUGGGAGGCUUUGCAUGCCAAAUACAUAAAUUCUAAUUGCCCAACUGAGCAAAUUGUUAUUCUGAAUGCUCUGGCUUGUACGAAAAACACAACCAUUCUCGAAAAGUACCUGGUUUUUGCUAUUACUGACUACAAACAAUCCCGCAUUCGCAAGCAAGACAGUAAAACAAUUUUCAAUGCAGUCUCCAGUUCAAGUGUAGUUGGGGCAGAAUAUAUCUUGGAUUUCGUUGGAAAAUAUUAUCCGCAAAUGGAUAAAUAUUAUGGAGAUAAUGAUACCAUUGCUAGUAUCUUAUCAGCAGCAUCACAGCGUUUUUCGACAAAGGAACUUAUCGACAAGUUCCAAAGUUUUAUAGAAAAUAAUGACAAUGCCUUGAUAUCCAUUCGCGAAUCUUUAGACAGAUCGCUUGAACUGGCAAAGUACGAACUAGAUUGGUACAGCACAAAGUCGCUUGUCAUAAUUGACUGGAUCGCUGCGUACAAUGAGAGAGAGGAAAAGAAAAAAAAUCCUCCUGUUGAAGUGAACAAUUACAGAUUACCCAAGACGAUCAUCCCUCAGAGUUACGUUAUCAAGGUCGUCCCUUACAUUACUCCCGGGAACUUUACGUUUGAUGGAUUUGUUAGUAUCAUGACCCAAGUUGUUGAGAAGACUGAUAAAAUCGUACUCCAUAUGCACGAGAUCAACAUCCUUAACAUCACUCUGCGCAUCAAUGAAAAUGAGAUCAAAGUUAAGGACCAGCAAGAGCUAAAGGAGUAUCAAUUACUCGUAUUGUCAUUGGACGAACCUCUGGCGGUUAAAUCAAAAUUAUUGAUUGAAAUUUCGUAUACUGGCAUUCUCAACACAAUCAUGAAGGGAUUCUACAGGAGUUCCUACGUCGAUGACAAUAGCACCACCAGAUGGUUAGCAGCAACCCACCUGGAACCCGUAGGCGCCAGGAAAAUGUUCCCUUGCUUCGAUGAGCCAUCUCUCAAGGCAACAUUCCAACUUAGUGUGAGUAGGCCAGCAAAUUAUCAGGCUCUCAGCAAUACCCCAGUGAGAAUAGAGGUUGCAGAUGGCGACCGAAUGUUGGUGACAUUCGAAGAAACUCCCAUAAUGUCAACGUAUUUAGUGGCUCUGGUGGUGUCAGAUUUUGAAAAUACCUACGUAAAGUUACUGUCGGAAGCCUGGGCAAGGCCGAAUGCCAUAAAAUACGCAAAAUAUGCAGCUUCAGUUGUGUCUCCAAUCGUAGAAUUUUUCGAAAAAUCUCUGAAAAUACCGUAUCAACUGAGUAAACUCGACAUGGUUGCACUACCAGACUUUAGCUCUGGUGCCAUGGAAAAUUGGGGUCUCAUCACUUACCGAGAAUCUAACAUGCUUUAUGAUGAUCAAUACUCACCCAUAAACUCGAAACAGGGAAUUAUCAACGUAAUUGCUCACGAAAUAGCUCAUCAGUGGUUUGGUAAUCUCGUUAGUCCAGAUUGGUGGAAGUAUCUAUGGCUCAGUGAGGGAUUUGCACGGUACUAUCAGUAUCACACUACCGCGACGAUUGAAACAAGUUGGGGAUUGGAAUCGCAAUUUGUGGUUGAGCAGGUGCAUUCAGCUUUUGCCACUGAUGGAUUAGUCUCCAGUCAUCCUAUGUCCCAUGAUGUCAAUACACCCGCCGAAAUCGCUGGUAUUUUUGAUACAAUUUCAUACGGAAAAGCUGCUAGUGUCUUGAGAAUGAUGGAGAAAGUUUUUGGAACCCAAGUGUUUUAUAAUUCACUGCACGAUUACCUCAUCGCUAGAUCUUACGGUAGUGCAACCCCUCAGGAUCUUUUCACAGCUUUCGAAGUGAAUGUUAAGGGAGAUAGUAUUCAAUUAGAUGGUACUGUCCAAUCAAUCAUGGAGAAGUGGACGGAGCAGGCGGGAUUCCCCGUGCUAAACGUUCGAAUCGAUGGCAAUAAUGCAAUACUGAUUCAAGAACGUUUCCUGCUAAGGAACUCCGAAAACAUUCCUACGAAUCAGACUUGGUCAAUUCCGAUAACCUGGACUUCCAAAACAAAUCCCGAUUUCAUAUCGACUACUCCUAAAUUUUGGUUUAGCGAACCGCGUAGCAUAGUUCCGUUACCACAUGGUGCUGGUGACUGGGUCAUUCUCAAUGUUCAACAAGCUGGAUAUUAUCGAGUAAAUUAUGAUAAUGACUCGUGGACCCGAAUAAUCGAAGGGAUUAAACAAAAUUUAACUCAAAUUCACGAGAUAAAUCGUGCCUCGAUAAUCGACGAUCUCCUGAAUCUCGCCCGAGCUGGUUACACAGACUACAUGACCGCCUUAUCAGCCACCGAAUAUCUAAUCCAGGAAACCAAUUACAUCCCCUGGAGAGCAGCAUUCAACGGUCUCUCGUAUCUCACAAAAAAAUUCACUGGCCGUGAAAUAAAUGCUCUGUACAAACAACACAUUCAAAAAAUUCUAUCCCCAAUCUACGAAAAAUUGGGUUUCAAUGAGCCAAAAUACGAGACUCAUUACAACAAAUUAUUGAGGAGACAGGUGAUCAACUGGGCAUGUGCAUUCGACCUGAAAGACUGUAUUAGUAAUUCAACAAAGCUGUUUGCUAACUGGAGAGCUAAUGAAAAGGAAUUGGUCCCUGUUAAUCUCCGCAAUACAAUUUACUGCACCGCCAUUAAACACGGAACGACUGACCACUGGAAUUUCCUAUGGGAUAAGUAUCACACUGCGCCACUUGCCACUGAAAAAAUACAGAUACUUACUGCCCUGGGAUGCUCUGAGAAUAAAGUAUUGUUGAGGAAACUAUUGAUGAGCGCAAUAACGGAAGACUCGGGCAUUCGAUUUCAAGACAGUGAAAGUGCAUUCUCUGGAGUCUAUGGGUCUGGACAUUUCGGUGCAACUUUUACGCUAGAUUUUAUUAGAGAGCAUUAUACCGACAUGUACAAGUACUACGGCAGUUAUAGUGCAGUUGAGAGGAUUUUAAGUGGUGUUUCCUCUCAAUUCUCGACGGAAGAACUUGUAGCGAAGUUAACGGAGUUUGUGAAUGAAUUUGGGGAGAAAAUUCCGGAGAUUGAAAACUCAUUGAGGUCUUCAUUGAAACUUGCACGACAGGAACUCCAGUGGUAUGAUCUCAACAGUCCAAAAUUGUUCGCCUGGUUGGGAUAUCGCUACGACACUAAUAAUUACCGUCUCCCCACCACUGUUGUACCUGUUAAUUACAAUUUAUCAAUUACACCGUACUUCGAAGAACGUAAUUUCACUUUUGACGGAGACGUUCAGAUCGCAGUGAAUAUUGAUCACAGCACUUCGAUCAUUGUUCUUCAUACUAACGGAUUGAAUGUUAGUGACGUCAGAGUAUAUUCCAAUACUUCGGAGAUUCUGGAAUACUAUCACUACAAGUGGAAUUCUGUAACUCACAAAUUUACCAUUUACUUGGCAACGACCCGUAGUGCUGGCUCGAUACUGCGGGUAAAUAUAAAGUACACGGGGGUGUUAAAUCGUAAUAUGGAGGGUUUCUAUCGGAGCGCAUAUUGGGAUGCUGCGGGGAAUAAACGGUGGUUAGCUACUACGCAAUUCCAGAAAGUCGGGGCUAGACAAGCUUUCCCAUGCUUCGAUGAGCCCUCGUUCAAAGCGAAAUUUACGAUUAAUAUCGAGAGGCAGAAUGAUUACAAAACGUUGAGCAAUAUGCCAUUUGCCAAAUCAGUAAUAUCUGAAAAAGAGAAUAGGACAUGGGAUAUUUAUGAGGAAUCUGUUCGAAUGUCUUCUUAUCUCGUUGCAUUCGUCGUCUCGGAUUUUGAAACAAUUACGAAUGAAAAGAACAACUUCAGUCUGUGGGCGAGAUCAGAUGCGAUUCAUGAUGGCUCUUAUGCACUGAAGGUAGGGCAAAGAUCUCUCGAGUUUUUGAGAUAUUACACUGGGAUAGAUUAUCCCAUCGGAAAAAUGGAUCUUGUGGCCGUGCCAGAUUUCAAUGGAGGAGCGAUGGAAAAUUGGGGACUCGUGACGUUCCGGGAAUACGGUCUUUUAUUUGAUCCUGCCUUGAUCAGAACAUUCUUCCAAAGAUAUCUGAAUACCAUCGUCAGCCAUGAACUCGUUCAUAUGUGGUUUGGAAAUCUCGUGACGUGCGACUGGUGGUCUUAUAUCUGGCUGAAUGAAGGAUUCGCUCAAUAUUUUCAAUGGGUGACCGUCGACGAUGGUCAACCAAGUUGGAAUAUGAUGGAACAAUUCAUACCCUACGAGCUGCAAGAAGCAUUAUUGUCCGAUUCAUUUCCAACGAUGCGACCCAUGAACAAUAAAAUGGAUAGCCCAUUUGAUGAGGGAGCUGGCUAUAGCUCUAUCGCCUACGGCAAGUCUGCCAGUGUUAUACACAUGAUGAGGCAAUCCUUUGGUGAGAGGAUUUUCCGAGAUGGUCUGCAUUAUUACUUGAACGAGAACAAAUACGGCACCGGUACACCAGAUAAAUUAUGGAGUGCACUGCAACGAAGUGCUAAUGAGCAUGCCGGACUGGUUAAUAUUGAUCAGCCUGUUGCCACUUUGAUGAAUUCUUGGGCGAGUCAAUCGGGAUAUCCAGUGGUCCAUGCUAGAUUGGUUAAUGGAAAUCUCGUUUUGGAACAACGUCGAUUCUUAUUAACGAGGGAAGACGCGGAUAUCGAUCAAAUCUGGUGGAUUCCCAUUACCCUUCAAACUUCCAAACACGGAGUACUGAAUGGGGGGAAUCCCAUAUUUUGGCUCGGUGAUAAGAAUAAAACGGCAUCAAUCGCGGGUUUCGCUGGUGAUUGGUUGAUUGUCAAUGUCGAACAAAAGGGCUACUAUCGAGUUAAUUAUGACGUGGAGAAUUGGUCCCGCUUAUUCACAGCAUUACGUUCGAAAGACUUCGGUGGAAUACACGCGGCAAAUAGAGCCCAGAUUAUCAGUGAUCUCCUAAAUUUAGCUCGGGGAGAAUACAUAGACUAUAACACUGCAUUGACAAGCACAUUAUACCUCAAAAAUGAAGUACAUAACUCACCUUGGGUAGCAUUCUUCAGUGGUAUCGCAUUCCUGUCACAUCGUUUCGAGGGAAAUGAGAUUAAUGCUCUAUUCAGUAACUAUGUGCUGCGCCUCCUCGAGUUUCCCUACCGAAAACUUGGAUUCUUAGAAAGCGAUAGUGAGGGAAUGCAGGACAAACUUACGAGAGAGUUGAUAUUGCAUGCUGCGUGUAAAUACGGCCACAAACACUGCAUUGCCACUGCUAAAACGCUCUUUGACAGUUGGAAGAAAAAUCCGAAGGAAACUAUUCCUGUCAACGCGAAAAAAGCUGUUUACUGCACUGCUGUAAAAUACGGUAGUUAUGAGGAUUGGAAAUUCCUGUGGAAUCGGUAUCUCAGCAGUAAUCUGGAGGCUGAAAAGGUAACGAUUCUGCAAGGACUGGGAUGCACUAGAAAUGCUAAAGCACUCGAGGAAUACUUUAGAGCUGCUUUGUCGGAGAAUAAUUUAGUACGUGACCAAAAUAUCAAUUUGGUUUACUCAUCUGUAUACUUAGCUGAUAGUUACGGAGUUAAUGUAACUCUUGAAUAUCUCAUCAAUAAUUAUGAUGCUAUUCGUAAGGGGUAUGGGGGGUGGGGAACUGUAACUGAUCUUUUUAAAUCCGUUGCGAUGCAAAUAUCGACGCGAGAGCAAAUUGAUAGGCUUGAGAAGUUCAUUAAUGACAAGUCGGGUGAGCUUAAGCACAUCUUGAGCUCACUCAAAUCAUCUUUGGGGGAAGCGAAGAAGAAUGAGGAGUGGUUUCUGGGAGCCAGGGGAACUAUCCAAACGUGGCUGAAAAAUCCACACGAUGUCGUUGCUCCCGAAGAAUCGAUAGAGAAUAAUUCGGAACAUUACGAUUUGGUAACAGUGGGAUUGAUCACUGGUGCGGUGGUUGUUGCUAUAUUGGCGAUCGCUCUUCUCUUCGUCUGCUUUAUCACAAUUCGUAAAUAUCGCAAGAAAAGAGCGGAAAUUAAAUGAAAAGUGUCAUUUUUCUGAG